AUACAGGAGUCGGCAUGAAAAGUAAAACACAAGGAAAUGGCGAUAAUUCGCAAUACAAUAAGAUUUGGCAGAAAGAUUCUGCCAAUCAGGACAAGGUAGAUGUAAGCGGAGAAAGUGCUGGAGGCGGAGACGAAAAGAAGCCCCAAAAACCAAAGAAAGAUGAUAAACCUGAAGACAAAAGGAACGAAACCAAAAUCAAUAUUGAUUCUCACACUAUUCUUCCGAAUGGAAGACGUUGGCGUAAGUUUUCCGCUGUUGUAAGGCCAGAGAACUUGGGUCAAGGUAGUAACACAAACAAUUACGUGGCGAAAAAUUGGAAAAAAAAUUUGAAUGUCACGGACGAUUACCACGCAGGCCACAUCAUUGGCUGUAUGUUAGGGGGCUCUGGUUCUGAUGUGAACAAUCUUGUCCUCAUGCACAGUGGCUUUAAUAACGGAAGUCUCAAAUCUUUUGAGUUCCGUGCCCGUAAUUUACUCAGGCAUUGCCAGGAAAUGAAUCCCAACGCCUCCGUAGAGGCUAGAAUUACGGUUUCCAUAGGUUUUGCUCCUGGUGGCGAUAUACCAUAUCAUCUUUUCUAUGGUGUUAAACUGGUCGUCAACGGAGUCGUAGAAAAAACGGGAUAUGCCGCUAUUUUCAUAAUCAACUGUUGUGCAAAUGGUGCCCAUGAUGGUCCUUGUAACGGUAUUCAAGAGGACUAUUAUUAUACGGAUGAAUAGAUCAGCGUGGUCAGCCAAGCCUUGACUAGACAUCGUGAUUAAAAAAAAAGGAAAAAUGAACUUUUACUCAAUAAUUUUCAAGGCAAACUGAUAUAGUAUUCUGCGUUUAAAGGACUGUUUUUGCUUUUAUAGCAUUUAUUGACUA
Daphnia carinata is the source of this 861-nucleotide messenger RNA. RefSeq lists its product as uncharacterized. The transcript is spliced from 2 exons. NCBI's taxonomy places the organism in Eukaryota, Metazoa, Arthropoda, Branchiopoda, Diplostraca, Daphniidae. The coding region runs from base 15 to 716 and encodes 233 amino acids. The record is from RefSeq and is a predicted model, not a curated record.